Messenger RNA from Durio zibethinus, 760 nucleotides. Its product is annotated as protein SPIRAL1-like 2. Gene Ontology annotation, biological process: cortical microtubule organization. NCBI's taxonomy places the organism in Eukaryota, Viridiplantae, Streptophyta, Magnoliopsida, Malvales, Malvaceae. Gene Ontology annotation, cellular component: cortical microtubule, transverse to long axis. The record is from RefSeq and is a predicted model, not a curated record.
GUUGUAGAUUUGCUUACUAAAAGAAAGAACUAUGGGAAAAAUGGGUCGUGGAGUCAGUGCAGGUGGUGGACAGAGUUCUUUAGGCUACUUAUUUGGAAAUGGAGAGAGUGGCAAUGGUACCCAAGGUACUCCAAACCAGGAGCAAGCCACGCACAAUCAGCCUUCUCAGAAGCCUGCAUCAUCUUCUCCGGCAGUUGAUAAGCAGAUUCCAGCAGGCAUUCAUGGAAAUCUUACUAACAAUUACUUCAGAGCAGAUGGGCAAAACUGUGGUAACUUCAUCACGGACCGACCAUCUACUAAGGUCCAUGCUGCCCCUGGUGGCGGAUCUUCUCUGGGUUACCUCUUUGGUGGCGGUGGCAGUGGCGGAAACUAAUUCCUAACUGCACGGAGAUGGAUAAGCUGUCGAGUGCAAUUUGAUUUAAUUUCAUAACUCAGAAAAAUUAGUAUUCAAACAUCCUGAAAUGGACUUGAUCUUGAGUGCAAUUUGAUUUAAUUUAGAAGUAUUGCCUUGGUGGGAGUUGUUGUUGUUGGAUAAUAGUUAUGAAUCUUUUUCAUCAAAAGCAGUUGCUUGAUGAAUUGAUUUAUUCUAUAUUUUGUAUGAUUUACAUGUUGAUUGCUACUGUCAUUUUGUAUGAUAAAUUUUAAUAAAUUUUAGCAUCAAAAUGUGUCUUUGAAAGCUCAAAGAUAAAUUGAAAGAUGAUGACACUUAAACCAAGAUAAGAAGAUUGAUGAUAGAGGUGUGAGCAUAUUUUACAUAUUU